This is a messenger RNA of Periconia digitata, 2142 nucleotides long. NCBI's taxonomy places the organism in Eukaryota, Fungi, Ascomycota, Dothideomycetes, Pleosporales, Periconiaceae. The record is from the annotation of a GenBank genome assembly.
CAUUCCAACAUGGCCGUCCUGUCCAAGUUCGCCCCGGCGCGGGAUCGCCUUUCCACCGCAUCAAUCACAGCCAUUGUCAAUAACUUCACCAAAAUUUACCUGGAGCAUCGGACACGUAUUUCGCGCGCUGUUUAUCUUACCCUCUUUGUUGCCCUCAUCAACCGAAUCCGCAAUGCGAUUGCUGAGCAGAAAGCCGCGUCCGCGCGCGCCGCUUCCCGCAACACGUCCACGACGUCGGGCGCCGGAGAAGCGACUGGGCGCAAGAAGGUCGAGCUCAAUCGAGAAUUUUUCAAGAAUCUGCUGCGUCUGUUGAAGAUCUGUAUACCUGGGUGGAGGAGCAAGGAGUUCAGGUUGUUAAUCGGCCAUAGCGUGUUCUUGGUGUUGAGGACAAUGAUCAGUCUGUAUGUGGCUGAAUUAGAUGGUAAGCUGGUCAGCAGCUUGGUUAGAGGGAAGGGAAGAGAUUUCCUGGUGGGAUUGGUUUGGUGGAUGACAGUUGCUAUACCUGCCACAUUCACCAACUCCAUGUUAUCAUACCAUCAGUGUAAACUCUCUCUGCAAUAUCGGACACGACUCACGAACUAUGUACACAACAAAUACCUCUCGCAUAUGACAUUCUACACGCUUUCUGCGCUCGACGACCGAAUCAAGAACGCGGACCAGCUCAUCACGGUUGAUGUCGCCAAGUUCUCAAACAGCUUGGCGGAGCUGUACUCGAACCUGGCGAAACCGGUUCUGGAUAUGAUAAUAUACAACUAUUCUUUGUCUCGUUCUGUGGGUGGGGAAGGCCUCUUCUUCAUGUCUCUUCUGGUGCAGCUUUCUGCCAACGUUAUGCGCGCCCUCACACCACCAUUUGGCAAAUAUGUCGCGGAUGAAGCUCGUUUAGAGGGUGAAUUCAGAUUCCAACACUCUAGAUUGAUCGAUAAUAGUGAGGAAGUGGCUCUUUAUCACGGACACGAAGCAGAAAAAGAUACACUGGACAAGGGGUAUUUCACGCUCAUCAAACAUGUCAACCGGAUCUUGCGAAGAAGAUUUUACCAUGGUAUUAUGGAGGAUUUCGUCAUCAAAUAUUUCUGGGGUGCUCUGGGUUUGCUGCUUUGUAGUGUACCCGUAUUCUUCAAAGUGCCAGGAGCGGGCGCGAAGAGUACGGGAGAUCGGACAGAAAGCUUCGUCACUAAUCGUCGUAUGCUUCUCAUGUCCUCUGAUGCCUUUGGACGUAUCAUGUUCUCCUAUAAAGAGAUCUCCGAGCUGGCGGGCUACACUUCCCGUGUCUCAACCCUCCUCGAUGUCAUAGAUGACAUCCAAGCCGGCCAUUUCGAGAAAAAGCUUGUCUCAUCCGCUGAUACAGAAGAAAAUGCGGCUGUUUUGCGUGGCCGGGGAACCGUCACUGAAGGUGAAGACAUCAUGUUCAAAGACGUUCCCAUUGUCUCCCCCAAUGGCGAUGUACUCGUUCGGAAACUCACCUUCACCGUUAGGCCUGGCGAUCACCUCCUCAUCGUCGGUCCAAACGGCUGCGGUAAAAGUAGUCUUUUCCGAAUCCUCGGUGGUCUCUGGCCCGUCUACGGUGGCACAGUGCGGAAACCUCCGUUCGAGGAUAUCUUCUAUAUCCCACAGCGCCCUUAUCUCUCACGCGGUUCACUUCGCCAGCAAAUCAUAUACCCCGACUCCUUGCGGGAAAUGCACGACAAAGGAAUCACGGACGCUGAUCUUCUUUCCAUCCUUGAGGUUGUAGAAAUCGAGUCUAUUGUUGAUCGACCCGAUGGCUGGGAUGCCGAGCAAGAAUGGACGGAUGUCCUGUCUGGUGGCCUGCAACAACGCGUUGCUAUGGCGCGUUUGUUUUAUCACCGACCAAAAUACGCCAUUCUAGAUGAAUGUACGAGCAGUGUCACACUAGAGAUCGAGAGAGUAAUGUAUGAGGAGGCGAAGAAGCUCGGCAUUACGCUCAUGACUGUGAGUCACAGGCGAAGUCUCUGGAAGUACCACGAGCGAAUCCUGCAGUUUGAUGGACAGGGCGGAUUUGUCUUUGCAGAGCUUGAUGCAGAGAGAAGAUUGGUUCUUGAGGAUGAGAAAGAAGAAAUCGAAUUGCAGUUGAGGGCGGUACCCGAGAUUGAAGAGAGGAUAAGAGAAUUGACUUCAACCCAGUGA